CUUUGGAAAGGUCUUCAAUCAAUCAAAUCCAACACCUCCCAUUUGGUGUCCAUUGUCGUCGAAUUCGAUCCUCAAACCCUAGACUUCACAGGCGUGCACCGUUCCAUAAACACAGACCUCAUGCCCCUGCAAUAACCUCUGAUCGGGCCGAGUGGAUUCUUUUCCUGCCGGUCUCAGUCUGUCCCCCCCGACAAUCGACAACCACCCACAAUGGCGACAGGAAUGCCUGUAGGUCGCCGUCGGGCAGGGUCUCUCCAAAUAGAAGCACAGCCCUUCCGAAUCCACGAAGAUGCGCCCUCCACCGAGGACACCGAGAUGAACGAGAGCGCGUCCCAGGACCACGAGGAAGCAGAACAAGAAGGCGAGCUCUUGGAAGAAGACGGCCAGGAGUCCGAGUACUCGGAGAGCUCAGAAGAGGAGGCGCCAGCUGAUGGCCACUUCCAGCACGACAUGGAAAAACUACAGGACUCCUUUGCGGGCUUUCGAGAAAAGUACCGGCUGAUCAAGCGAAUUGGUGAAGGUACCUUUUCCACCGUGUACAAAGCCGAGGAUUUGGUGUACGACGACCACGACAACUCGUGGGAUCUGGACAAGGAACUAGACAAGUGGACGCCGCCGCCACUGAAGAGCUUCACGAGCCAGGCCAGCGAAACCCCUGAUUACCCGUCGCAAUCACAACGCCGUCGCAAGCCGAAAUACGUUGCCAUCAAGAAGAUCUACGUCACGUCCUCCCCGAUCCGCAUCCUCAAUGAGCUCGAACUACUGCACGACCUUCGGGGCUGCCAAUCGGUGUGUCCCCUGAUCACCGCCUUCCGUUCGACAGACCAGGUUGUCGCCAUCCUCCCCUAUUUCCGGCACGCAGACUUCCGCGACUACUUCCGCGAAAUGACAGUGCCAGACAUGGCCAUCUACCUGCGGUCCCUCUUUACCGCGUUGCAUAGCGUGCACACGCACAAUAUCCUCCACCGUGACAUCAAACCGACAAACUUCCUCUACGACCCUGAUUCGCGCCGAGGUGUUCUCGUCGACUUUGGUCUGGCCGAGCGCGAAAGCGUUGAUAGCAAGCCCUGCCUCUGCCACGACGGUUCCGCUGCGCGAAAGGCGAGGCUGCAGCCGUUAUACAAUGGGGAACCAAAAUCAGGAUAUGCUCGGGAGGACACACGCCCUUCAAGACGGGCUAACCGUGCCGGGACACGCGGAUUCCGGGCGCCCGAGGUCCUCUUCAAAUGCACCGAACAGACCACCAAGAUAGACAUUUGGAGUGCCGGCGUGAUCCUUCUAACCAUCCUAUCUCGGCGGUUUCCCUUCUUCAACUCGGCCGACGACGUCGAAGCGAUGAUCGAAAUUGCCACCAUUUUUGGGUGGCGGCGCAUGCAAGUCGCUGCGUUAUUACACGGGUGUAUGAUGGAAACGACGAUCCCCACGAUAGGUAAGUCCGGGUACAGCUUGGAAAGCAUUAUCCUCUGGAGCACCAACCGGAGCGACAAGGAGAAGAUCAGCGAAGAAGAGAGGCUGGCGAUCAAAUUCCUCUCACGAUGCAUGGAGUUAGACCCAACUAGGCGGAUCAGUGCCGCGGAUGCGUUGCAACAUGAGUUCCUCCGCAUGGGGCUUGACGAGUCCGCCGAGGAAGGGAGCGAGCUUGAGGAUGACGAGGAGAUGAACAUGUUGAAGGUUUAAACGGAGCAUUGGUUGGAGUUUGGUGUCAAUGACCGCAUCAUGGUAUUGGGCUCUACAGGCGUCUAGGCUCUAUACGGUGGUUAAUACCCUCAUUAAUGGCUAUCACAUCUGGAGUGCUUGCUCGUCGGGGCUCACGUGACUAUUUCCUGUGUUUAUCCAAUCUUGCG
Molecule: messenger RNA, 1844 nt
Organism: Chaetomium fimeti
Lineage: Eukaryota; Fungi; Ascomycota; Sordariomycetes; Sordariales; Chaetomiaceae
Product: kinase-like domain-containing protein
Exons: 2
Coding region: 211-1677 (488 amino acids)
Biological process (GO): protein phosphorylation; mitotic DNA damage checkpoint signaling
Cellular component (GO): nucleus
Molecular function (GO): protein serine/threonine kinase activity; ATP binding
Source: RefSeq, a predicted model, not a curated record